CCUCCGCCCCUAUUAAAGUCAGGAUCACAGCAGCAGUUGCACUGGUUUAAAGACCCCCUUAACUUGAAGAAAGGAGGAAGAAAGGCUGCAGCAAGGGGUGGGGGGGAAACGUCAAACAGCGUCUGGAAAGAAUUACCCUGCUGAUGGUAUGGAGAAAUCUGCUUAAAGAGGACCUGAGAGCAGAGUAUGAGCCCCACACAGGCUGCACAUCUGGAUUGCCCACUCCUGCCUGCCCUGCAGACCAGCUCCACAUGCACACUGACAGCAUAAGAGCCUCUCGGUGCUCUUCAGCCAUUUAUUUUAUACUUAGCCUAGAUAGAGUUUUUAUUAUUUUAUUUUUUCCAAAAAGUUGGAAUACAAGUGGAAUUUUUUUAAUAUAUAUAUAGAUUAUUAAUUAUUGAACCUCUUCUUUUUUUUUUAUUUUAUCGCCACCUUUUACUUGUGGUGUUCGUUUUCUAAUCACUGCCUCAAACCUGGCUGCCCAGGGCUGAUCUCCUAUUACCUCAGUAGACUUGGAAGCCCACCCAUCGGACUGCAGCGCCUGUGACUCUACAUAGGACUCUCUGGGACACCCAUCAAGAUGCAUUGUGAACGAUUUCUGACCAUCCUAAGAAUAAUUGGAACUACCCUGUUUGGAGUGUCCCUCUUACUAGGAAUUACUGCUGCUUAUAUCGUAGGGUACCAGUUUAUCCAAACGGACAAUUACUACUUUUCAUUUGGACUGUACGGUGCAAUACUGGCACUUCACCUCCUCAUCCAAAGCCUCUUCGCUUACCUUGAGCACAGGAAAAUGAAGCGAUCUCUUGAAACGCCUAUUAAGCUGAACAAAUCAGUUGCCCUGUGCAUUGCUGCAUACCAGGAGGACCCUGACUACUUAAGAAAAUGUUUACUGUCCGUCAAACGGUUGACCUAUCCUGGAAUGAAAGUCAUCAUGGUCAUCGACGGCAAUAACGACGACGACAUCUACAUGAUGGAUAUGUUUAGCGACAUCAUGGGCAGCGACCGGAGUGCCACUUACAUUUGGAAAAACAACUUCCACGAGAAAGGAACCGGUGAGACAGAGGAGUCGCACCGAGAGAGUAUACAGCACGUGACUCAGUUGGUUCUCUCCAACAAAUACAUCUGCAUCAUGCAGAAGUGGGGAGGAAAGCGCGAAGUGAUGUAUACCGCCUUCAAAGCACUGGGGAGAAGCGUGGAUUAUGUGCAGGUAUGUGAUUCUGAUACGGUGCUCGACCCUGCGUCAUCUGUUGAGAUGGUUAAAGUUUUGGAGGAAGAUAUGAUGGUGGGAGGCGUGGGAGGAGAUGUCCAGAUUUUAAACAAGUAUGAAUCCUGGAUAUCUUUUCUGAGUAGCGUUAGAUAUUGGAUGGCCUUCAACAUCGAGAGAGCUUGUCAGUCCUACUUUGGCUGUGUCCAGUGCAUUAGUGGACCACUGGGGAUGUACCGGAAUUCACUGCUUCAUGAAUUCCUUGAAGACUGGUACAAUCAAGAAUUUAUGGGUUCCCAAUGCAGUUUUGGAGAUGACAGACAUCUAACCAACCGGGUCUUGAGCUUGGGCUAUGCAACCAAAUACACAGCAAGGUCAAAAUGCCUUACGGAGACACCUAUCGAGUAUUUGCGAUGGCUUAACCAGCAAACAAGGUGGAGCAAGUCCUACUUCCGAGAAUGGCUAUACAAUGCCAUGUGGUUCCACAAACACCAUCUAUGGAUGACUUAUGAAGCUGUGAUCACCGGGUUCUUCCCUUUCUUCUUAAUUGCAACUGUGAUUCAGCUGUUCUAUCGAGGACGGAUAUGGAACAUUCUGCUCUUCUUGUUGACCGUACAGUUCGUUGGCCUCAUCAAGUCUUCGUUUGCCAGUGUUCUCCGAGGGAACAUCGUCAUGGUUUUCAUGUCACUAUACUCAGUGCUCUACAUGUCCAGUUUACUACCGGCAAAGAUGUUUGCUAUUGCCACCAUCAACAAAGCUGGGUGGGGCACGUCGGGAAGGAAAACUAUCGUGGUCAAUUUUAUAGGAUUAAUACCUAUAACCGUUUGGUUUACAAUCCUCUUAGGUGGCGUGGUUUUCACAAUAUGGAAGGAAACAAAGAAGCCAUUUGCAGAAUCUGAACAGAUAGUUCUUAUAGUCGGUGCAAUACUUUACGCAUGCUACUGGGUGAUGCUGUUGACUUUGUACGUGGCGCUGAUCACAAAAUGUGGCAGGCGGAAGAAAGAGCAGCAGUAUGACUUGGUGCUUGAUGUAUGAUGAUACUCAAUUACCUGCAAAGUGUGCAAACUUAACAGAUAUUAUCAAAAGCCUUAUUUUCUAGGAGUUUUACGGACAUGAAUUCAUGUCUUUAAGGGAAAUACAACACUGCUGCUGGGAUCUCAACAAACACUAAUUGUGCCUCAUUUUCACGCAUCCAAAGCCAAAAUAGUUGAACGCUUUUGAGAAAAUGAACACAUGUUUAAAAGCCAGGCCUCUUCUUGGUUCAGGGGAGGCCAUUUUGUUUGUGCACUUUUUUUUGGUUAUCAUUGUGCAUAUGCCUGACAGUGUUAUGUUCUAUAUAUACCUCACUGGUCAUGCUUAUGUUUUGAGUGGUCAUUAUGGAAAGGAGUUUGAAAAAUUUCUAGGCCUCAUUCACUAGUGGUUCUUUUCUACAGGGCGGUCCAGACGUCUCCUCGCUUCGGGAUAAUUCCAUACGUAGAGAAAAUUGGCCCUUUUUUAACAAACUGCAACUUUAUUCACAAAAUAUUUUAUUGACAAAACGCAGGUAACCUUUGAGAAUGCCUGUGUCAAAAGACGGACGUAUAGAAAUUUUCGUGAAGAGGAAGCAGUCGCAAGAUUGCGACGGACUUUAAUAGGAAACAUGACAAGAACAUCACACACAACACUGGUGCCAAACUUAUUAAGAAGUUCAAGAAGACUUGGGGAGGGGGGAUGUAUCAAGCCUUGGAGACACAAGUAACUGCCCAAACCAACCAAUAAGAUUCUAAAUGUCUUUUCAAAGACUGUGCCAAAUGAAUUACAGAACCUGAUAGGUUGCUUUGGGCAACAUCUCCACUUUCUCCUCUCCACGGCUUGAUAUAUCUACCCCUGGAAUUACUACAGACCAAAUGAGAAGCAGUUGUCCACGUACACCAACAUAUGAAUGUUAAACAGUUUUAAUUUUACCAAUGUAUGGAAUUUUCCCUAUGUAUGGGGACUUUUGGGUCACCCUGUAUUUUUUUUCCUCUGGAAAAGUUCCUAGUAAGUUGGCCGAGUGGCUCUAGCAAUACAAUACAACGUUAUUUAUAAACUUUGUUUUUGAAAGUUACUAUUUUAUUUUUAAUUUUUUUUAGUGAUGGUCCAAGGGCCAUCAAUUAUAAAUGCCGCGUGUGCUUAAAACAAAAGCACGGUGGCUAUGCUGUAUUUUUAUAUUAUUGUAUUAAUUAUGUUUUUUAUUUGUAUGCCAAUGUUUCAAAAUUUUUACAUAUUUUAUAUUUUACUUAUCUGAUAAAUCAUUCAGUUCUCUAUUCUUUGUUGUUGAUGGUUUUUUUUUUUUUAAACUGAUA
Messenger RNA from Pseudophryne corroboree (corroboree frog), 3528 nucleotides. RefSeq names its product hyaluronan synthase 2 (gene HAS2). Gene Ontology annotation, molecular function: hyaluronan synthase activity. The transcript has 4 exons. Lineage: Eukaryota; Metazoa; Chordata; Amphibia; Anura; Myobatrachidae. The record is from RefSeq and is a predicted model, not a curated record. Gene Ontology annotation, biological process: extracellular matrix assembly; hyaluronan biosynthetic process. Bases 581 to 2239 code for a protein of 552 amino acids. Gene Ontology annotation, cellular component: plasma membrane.